UCCAGACUCCCAGAAGGAAAGCCGCUCUUCAGAUGGAUGGAAUUUCUGAAGACUCUACAAUCAGGAACCUGUGCUGUAUUAGACUGAAGAUUAAAAGUUUGAAGACUGCCAUGGAGUCCUCCAGAAGAAGGACCUGGAAUCAGGAGCCCAUAAGAAGGAUGUCCACCUACCCGACUAUUGAUGAUUUAAGCAGUGUCGAUACCAAGGAUGUUUCUGAACCAAACUUAACCAACUUAACUACUGCUUCUCAGCAAUCCAGGAAAUAUUUAGAAGCAAAAUAUGCUACUGUGAGAACAGGUAAGGGAAACGUGUUUGAGGACAAGAUUUCUGAUCAUCCAAAGGAAGAUGUGUUUGAAUGCUUUCCCACAACAUCAGGCAAAGUCCAGGGCUUUUUAAAUCCUUCCUUUCCACCACCUGAGCCUCAGCGGAAACCUUCCUCCGGGUCAUUGGAAAACUGUGGUCUUACAAAGGAAGGAGCAACAAAGCCAGCAUCUGGACAAAAGGAAAAUGGUAUUGGUAUUAUUGAACAUGCUCCGCGAGAGCAAAAAGUAAUGUCAAUUUUAUUUAUGUGCACAAAAAUAACAGAAGUGGUAAGUUAGUGAAUACCUAUGAUACUCUUUAAUCCUUAAAUGCCAUCACACACACACACAAAAAACAUUUAAAGUAUGCAGACCCAAAUAUAUUAUCCAUUUCUUUUAAAUA
Lemur catta (Ring-tailed lemur) is the source of this 702-nucleotide messenger RNA. Its product is annotated as ankyrin repeat domain-containing protein 26-like. The record is from RefSeq and is a predicted model, not a curated record. Lineage: Eukaryota; Metazoa; Chordata; Mammalia; Primates; Lemuridae. The transcript has 7 exons. Bases 33 to 599 code for a protein of 188 amino acids.